AUGAAAAAGCUGUCUAAGCAUGAUAGUUUUGGACAGGUUUACGAAAACUAUAAGGAACGGUUGCAAGAAGUGUUGUCACUCCUGCCUUACGGAAGUGUUAUCCCUUAUCUCGGGGAUCGACAAAGGUAUUUUGGUGACAACCAACGGGAUCAUUUCGCAAGUGGGAAUACAAAAUUUUCCUAUCGCAGGUCAAAUUGUCUCCGUAGUAGUCCAGUAGAUCAUUCUAUGAAGUACGAACAACCUUCUAAUAGAACUAGGUGCGGAUCAUCGGUCUCUCCACACGAGCGGUCACAUCAAUCAUCUGAUCGCAGACGAACUUUCAUUACUAGUUCUCCCGAUGACUCAAAGAUAUCUGGUAACUUGAUUUGUUCACAUAGUAAUCGGAACUCACACCAUGGGAAAUCCGAUGCAAAAAAUGUGCAGAGCGAGGAUAGGUCAAGUCUUCUAUCUCACAGAAGGCAUCAGCAUAAUCAAAUUCCUAUCACAUUAAAGUCAUCUCGUUACUUAUCUCAUACUGAAGGAAAAUCUAAUCUUAAUUCCCGUACACACGUAGAUCAGUCAAACUUACGUAGCAGGGGGCAGCUUCUUGAAGAAACAGAUGAUAUCAGUAGCGGUUCAUUUUCCUCAGACUUUACAAAUGAUGAUAGCUUUUUUGAAACUUCUUUAAAACAUAGCAACACCAGUUCAGAGUGCUCAGCACCAACGUCUAAAUUACCGUCACAUGUGAUUCGUGACCAUGUUUUGAACAUCGAUAAACGAAAAAAUGUAGAUACUGAUUUUUCUCAAAAAUGUUCCCGCUCAAAUCAUUAUGAGAUAGAAUCCCUUGAUGAAUCUUCCUACUCAUCAAGUAAGAAAUAUACUCAGAAGGCAAGAGAAAGUGUAAGUCCUCAUUCUCGAGUUGCCUCAACGCGAUUGUCUGUUGUUAGGUCUCGAACAUCAUCUCAACACCGCUCUCAUUGGGCUAUUGAUAGGAAUUCGAAUCUCAGGCAGAGUAGUCAGGAAUGUCUUGAAGAAAAUACUGACCAAAAGCACAGUAAUACUAGUUUCCAUUCACGAGCCCGAACGUUACUGAAACUCCCAGAUGCUGAUUCUUCGAGUCCAAAUUACUCCUCAACAAAGUCUAAGCGGAUUAUGCUUUCGAAAGUUGCGUCGACAUACAGGGAUGUUGAAUAUUCUGGACGAGCAAACACUUCUACCAUAAGUCCCAUAUCACCCGAUGAUGCACCAUAUAAUGAAUCAGAGGAGGCUUAUGGACGUAUUACUAACAGCGCCUGUUCUGAUAUUCCAAUUGGAGUUAAGUCUCAUGAUACUCUUACAAAACUUGAAAUGGAAAGAGCGAAAUUACUGAGAGAACUUUCUCUAUUAAAUAAUGAAGUAAUUGGUGGAAGCAGAGGAAAAACAGGCAGCGUUACAAUAAAUUUGGGUAAUUCCAAUAGAAAGCGCGCCCCGUCCUCCUUGUUUGUAAAUGAUAUUCCUUCACCAAAGUUAAAGUGCGUCGAAAAUAGCAGUAAAUGCGAGUUAGUAUCCAUUCAAAGUCCUACGCUCACGAGUGAUAAUUUGAUGAGUCCUGGAUUUCGGGAAUCUGUUUCCAGCUCUCAUUCUAUUAGACUAAUGACAGCUUCACACGAUUCUAAUUCUGAAAUUUCUGGUUCUAAACAGGGUGUUGUUGAUAAGAAUGUUUUCGCUUUGGCAGUUGAUAACCAUCUGAAUACCAGUGAUGUUGCGUCAUCCAGUCGGCGAAACCAUUUAUCAAAAACUGCGCAAGGUCAUGAUUUUCAAAAUAUACAUAGUAAUUCUAGAUCCGAAACUAUGUUUCCUGCUAUCGUCACUGAUGGUUUAAAUAUGUCGGGCAGUCGGCAACCUGCUUUAAUAACAUCAUCUCCAAGGAUGGUCAUUGCACCCGAAUCCACAUCACCGAUGAUACACAUUUCACCUCCUAGUUCACCAAUGAUAAUGGGUAAAUCAUCGUAUGCUUCAACACUAGGCACUUCUCUUUCGUCUUCUGUUUUGACUGCUUCAACUUCCGGAUCUAUCAUAUCUUCUCUUGCAAACUCUUCUAGUAGAGAUCCGCGUUUGGCUUUUCAUCAUACUCAGCUCUCCGAUGAUGUUCCUCCACCUCCUCCGGAAACUUUCAAAUUACCUUUGUGGGUCGAUACCUCACCUCAUACAGAGAUUAUGAUUUCCAAUUCACUAACAAGUUCUGUCGCGAGAACACAAUCUCCUCGCUUCUCAAAAUUUCUUUGCGAUGUUGAAUCUGAUGUCUCUAUUCAGGACCCAAGCGGAUGUUCACUAGAUGAGCGUAUUCGACUAUUGGAUGUUCAACUUAUGAAGUCGGAAAAGGCUAGACCUACCGUAGAUUAUAGUAAAUUUCGCAUCAGACGUAAAGCAGAAUCCAACUCAACUCCUCAAUCCACCCAAAUUAAUAAUCCAACGCAGUGUACUACUGGUGUGUCUGUUCCUUCUUGUACACCUCACUCACCUGUUUUGACUUCGACAUAUUCGAUUACCACUCGCUGCGAACUUGGAGCUAUAGACAUGAUUAAUUCUAGCCUACCUGUUUCUUGUACAUCUAAUAUUGGGUCGACUUCUCCCAUUCUCUCUAAUUCAACACUUUUAAAUCUGGUCAAACCAGCUGAUACCUCGGAGUUUGUCAAAAGUAUGCUCUCGUUCUCUAAGCCAUCUCCUUCGACACCUUGUGAUACAUCCAACAAUAUGUUCUCAAACGAAAUAGCAACUACUAAUCGACAUACAGUUUCAAUUCCAUUAUGUCAGAACUCGUUUCUCACACGUUUGCCUCGAUCAUGUGUUAGUAAUAGUUUAUCAGCAACCACUUUUAUCCAAUCAUCUGUUUCUUCCUGCGGGAAACAAAAAAGUCCAAAUAACAAUCGUAUUCACUCUAAUGUUUGUAAUGUGGAGCAUAGUUCAUUGUCUGGGGCUCAACCUGUUGGUGUGGCCACUAGGAUGCCAUCAGUAAAGCCUUUUUGUGGGUCAGAUGUUUUAAAACCUGAAGAUAAUUUGGUAGGAAAAGGUGACACUAAAUUCAACACGUUAAAAGAAAGUGUCGAUUACGUUGAGAAGUGUGAACCUGUGAUUUUAUCUAAUUCACUCAAUAACACCUCAACAGAGUUUAACGCUAAUCUUCCGUCUUAUGUUAACGAUAAUCAAAAGUGUGUUGAUGUGUCCAAUAAAGUUGGUGUACAUGGUGUUUCCCCUCUUUUGGGAUCAUCUAAUGAUUUUUAUAAAACCAGUCAAAAAACACCAACUUACCAAACCAUUACUUGUCAAAAGUCUUCACCUCGAGACGAUUUUGUAAGUAGUAAUAGAUGUAAACCGACCUCCCUCUUGAAUAUACCACUUGCAAAUGUAAAGAAAACACAAAAACAUGAUCCUGCGAAGCCUAUCUUGGAUGACUUUGUCUUUCAGAAUUCUUUGGUUGGUAGUAUACCUAAAAAUAACCAACUCAAAAAGCCGCACCCUGAUACACCUAGUUCAAUAUUACCUACAAAACGAAAACCAUCUACUACUUCUGAAUCGAAAGAAAUAAUACCAGCCUCUAAUGCAGACAAGACAGUGUCGGGGAACAUAUCACUGACUAAAAGAUCAGCAUCUGAAAGCAGUCUCAAAAAGCAUUCUGUUCCAAAUAACAAACUCCAAUUGACUACUGACGGUAACCAGUCUGUAUUCAGCUCUAACAAUCGUUCUUUGUUUUGUCCUGAGAAAAAACCCGUUUCACCUCAUUCUAAGAAAAGAAAAAGUGUCCGGGACUUCAAGAAGAAAGUUAUUGAUAGUGAGGAUUCUGAUUGGGAGCCGAACACAAUUACUAGUUCUCAACAUCAGUCGGGCGAAUUACUUGACCCAGAUUCCUCAUCAGAGUCUCGCUACGAAUCGAUGUAUGAUAAGAUUAAGCGCAGAACUAACCAAAGUACAGCAAAAUCCAUUGACUCUCUUGUGAAGCCAGAUGUUUUCCAGCGUUUAUUAAAGAACAAAAGUAAGGAACCUAAAAAACCGAAUUCGCAGAAGUCUCUAGUUGAUUCCGAUACAGAUGAAUGUUUGAGCGAUGGUUCAUCAAUUCACUCUGGUGAUGCUUCUAAUUCAGCUACUAAACGCACAACAAAGACAAAUUCUUUAUCGAAUGAAAUAGGAUCAAAAUCUGUGAAGCACAAAGUCCCAACUACUAGUAGAGCUAAAUCACAAGCCAUCUCUUCUGUGUCACCUAAACGGAAGAAAAUUGUCACCGACUCCGAAUUGUCUUUAUUAAAGGAACCUUCACAUAAAGCUAGAGGUCGAAAGGCGAAGAAAUCUAACAUUUCCAACAAAGCACAGUCACUGACUGCUCAGGUACGACGUAAUCAUAAGAGCAGUGAACAGCAAGGGCCUGUAACUACUUUGAAUUACCGAUCAAUUACUCGUCGCAAGAAACCUUGCGUACAAGAAAAAAAUGUUCCCGCAGAUGAAAACGAUGGUAAAGUUAUUUCGGGGCGCGUAAAUUUAACAGGUCGGUCGAAGACACAAAAACAGAAAGCUAUCUCAGCUGUAAACAAACAGCUUCUUUCUAUAAAGAAUACACGUCGUAGUCUAGUUCAUCGUGUAUUUGCUUCUACAGACUCAUCUUCGCUUUCAUCUGUAAUAUCUGAAUCUUCUGAUGACGACUUGUCUAAUAACCAGGUUCCUGAUUUGUCCGUCAAAGAGGAAGUAAGUGCGACGGAAAUUACCCAAGAGAGCAAUUAUCAACCUAUCAAAUCCAAGUCUCCCACGCUUCAACUUAGUCGUUCUUGUAGUCCCGAAGAUCUGCGGGCAGAUGCAGCAAUACGUCAUACUUUCGGAGCUUUCACUGCACCAUUUAUUUGUUUUAAAACUGAUCCAUCGCAUACUCCAGCUAUCGGGCACAAUGCUCCUCAAAGUACAGAUGUAAAUGUAAAGUUUUCACCAAGUUCUGAGGAUUCAAAGCCGACACCUCCCACACUCCCAAUGACUGAUUCAAGUUUCAGUGGUGAUCAACAGUCUAAUGGUAUCUCUGCUGCCAAAUUAAAAAAUCGCGAUCACAGUGAUUGGAACAUAUUUUCUUCGUUAGCCAAACAGUCAACUCCAAUAAAAGAUGAUAAUAUACACCAAAAUUUAUCUUCGGCUUCUGGGCUUGCCGCUGAAAGUAAUGAAAUUCCAGUAAAUUCUACUGCCGAAACUUCGUAUGAUACAGAAGAUGAGUUGCCAUCGUUAGAGAAACAUGAUGAUGAUGAAGUAAGCAUUCCGUAUGAAUCAUCUAUUUUACUCCAUGAAAGUGAUAGUCUUAAUAAUCGUGCUGAAAGCUUGAAUGGAUAUAAUGAUGACGAUUUACCUCCUCCAGUAGUCUCGGAUAUUGAUCACCAACUCAGCUAUUCAGAUAUGCCUGCAGUUGUGGGGACUGUCCCAGAUAUUAUAGAAGAAGUUAUUUACGACGGUUUGGAAGUGGCUGUUCAAGACGAAAGUCAUCCUGCAAUAAAUAAAUCUUCGUUGUCUGGUUCUUCUCCUAAUGUGAUAGAAUCAACCGUAAAAACAGGAUUAGAUCAACCUUUAGUGGACAUAACUGACUCUCUUCAUAUUGAUCUAAGUAGUGUGACUAAUAAUUUUUCUCCAAACGUGUUAUCGCCAAUUACUCUUCCUGUUAUCACUUCGUCGUCAAGCAGCGUGUCUGUCCAACCAACUGUAUUUACACCCGUCUCUGCGCUACAUGUUACCUCACAACCUUCUGAAGUACAGACUAUGAAUCAAUCCAUGUUGGUAACCAUCUCUUCGGUGUCCUCUACUAAUUUAAGUCCAUCUAACAGUGCACUAUGUACUGAUGAAGAAGCUUCCAUAUCACAACGUUGUUCAUCUGUACAAUCUAGUCUCAAUUCUAAACCUCAACAUCACAUUGCUGUCGUACUACCAACAACCACCUUAUCGUCUCCGGGAAGUUCAAUUGUAACUGUGUCUUCUCUCAUGCCAGAAUCUUCUACCAAUGUGACCACCACUUCAUCUGUUAUUAAGUUGGAAAGUUCCCCAUUAUCAAUAACUUGUUCAUCCACAACUGCUUUAAAUGGUCAACAGUUACAAAACGUGACUUCUCAUCCACCAACUACUGGAAUUACUAACCCUAUUGCUGUUGCUGCUUCAUUAGAUAAUACUGCUCCUACAUCUCAUACUUGUUUAUCAUCAGUUUCUCAGUCCUGUAAUACAACCUUUGAUCCAUCUGAUUACACUUCGUAUGUCCAGCGUGUAAUUGAACGUGUAAAACAAGAAAAAGAUGAAGAAAUAUUACAGCAAAGAGAGAAAAUGAGACGUCCUAAAAGAAAUACUUCUGUUUCAACGCCUUCUAUGGCAACAUCUACAACUACGAAUCACAUUAAUACUUCUGCUACUGUCAACUGUUCUGGAGUUUUAUCCCCAACACCUAUAAAUCUACUAAAUGUAGCUCCUAUUCCAACUGCUGAUGUACUUAAACCACCAGUUGUGGUUAACAUUGAUGAUAAAAAUGCGACAAUUCCUAUGUGUGUUGCAAAUAACUCAAUCGUUGUUCAAGACUCAUUCUCCCGUAUUGUUAAGAACGUAAACAGUCCGAAUCCUCAAUCCGCUAACAUUUCAGAACCACCCAUUACAUCUUCGCACUCUCAGCAACUCGUUGUAAGUGCCUCCACCGAACAAAAUCUUUACGUGCUUGGAUGUAAUAACUUGACUGAUGACAUUCAUUCACGAGAUCCAGUCGAUGAAACGAUCGAAGCUGUUGUAAAUGGAGAGUUUGACGAGAAAGAAUAUGUACUGAAGUUAUCGAAGGGCAACUUUACUCCUAAUGGCCAUUGUCAUACCUUAUCCGGUAGCAUUGGUUCUCCUUCCAGUCAUCCUGAUAUUUUCACAUGGGUACCUGAUGAUUCUGCAAUAAAAAGCGAUUAUCACCAAUCUGGUGUUUCAGAGGCUGUUUGUACGCGAUCUAAUAGCUCUGCUGUCAACAUCUGUGUUGACUCUUCGUCCACCUUGUCUGUUAGCAAGGAGAUUACUGAUUCUAUUAUUUCAAUGAAUCAUUCUUCAGCAGUUUUAACGCCUAUGCAUGUAUUGACGUUUGUCGCAGCUGGUGCGGCAACAUCGACGUCCCAACUUGUACCCACUUCCACCGCAAUAAGUCCUAAUGUUUCGUCCCAAUCAUCAUCCAACCUACCGACUUCUACGCAUAAUUUACCAUCGAUUUCCAAUCCAUCUAGUUCUACUUUGGAUAAUAUUGGUAGUAUGACUCCGCUUGCACCAUAUACACCUAUCCUGAAUUCUUCUAAUUCACUGCCUACCGAUUCAACUAAUACUCGGAUUGAAGAGUUUGCAGCUCGAUUUGCUAAUAAUCCUUUUACGACGUAUUUCUAUUCUUUGUUAACACAAAAACAGCUUAGUCCAUCUCUUAGCCCAUCGAUCUCUUCUGCUGAUUCUAUCUGUCAGCGUUCAAGUGACAAUAUAUCGUUGCCAAUAUGUUCAUCUACAAAACUAAAAAAUCUGUCUAUUCCAAAUGCGUCUGUUAGUGGAGACACAGCGGACUAUCUAGCUGCAGCAACUAUGGCUGCUAUGGCCGCUAUGACUGGACCAACUCAAGAUAUGACUUCGUUUGGUCAAAGUGUGGCAUCUGUAUCUUAUUCUGAUUCGAAACCGAUAUCAUCUGAUAACCAGUUUCUGCAUAUGUCAACUGCACAUUUAGGAAUACAAGAAUAUUCAGUUAUUUGGCGAGGACGUCUUUCCCUGAAAAAUGAAGAGGUUUUUGUUAAUAUGCAUUAUGUUAGUGGUAAUCAAGAUCUACUGAAAAGCUGUAUGGGUGUUAUAACAGAACAACAAGUAGCUCUUAGCAACAUUGCUACAAGUUCUAGUUCGUUGGGGUCGUGUAUGACAGGGGAUUCUAUCGGGCCUCCACAUCAACCUUUAAAGAUUGUGCAACGAAUGCGUUUAGAAGCUUCUCAACUUGAAGGGGUUCAGAGGAAAUUGCGACAACUAAAUGAUUUUUGUAUGUGCCUUACCUUAGCAUCUGCUCCUCCACUAACACCUGAUGCUUCGUUGAAUAAUGAACAAAUACGGAUGAACAGAAUACUGUGUGAUGGAUUUAUCAAAUACAUGCUUGAAAAGGGUGCCGCUGGAAUAAUAAAUGUUUGUCAUCCAUGCACUCAACAAAACUUGUAUGUCAUCCAUAUAUUUCCUCCCUGUGAAUUUUCACGUUGCCAGCUACAAGCAUGUGCUCCUGCUCUUUAUCACAGUUUAGCGGAAAAUUCCAUACCUCACGUAUUAACUGUGAUCACAACAGUAUGACCAUGAUGCAUUUAACUCCCGAUUUGUUUCCUCAUUUGGCUUUGAAAUGUCCUUUUAUCACUUUGUUCAAUAUAAUGGACCAAGUUUAAUUCCGAUAAAUGAACUAAUCAACGGGUGUCUCAGUUAGUGCCUGUCUAUCGAAAUCUAUAUUUCUCUUCUCUCAGACCUUGUGGCAGCCAAUAAACUUGAAGUAAAUCCUUCUCUGAAAUUAUUUGUCCCCUGGCAUAUUCAUGUUUAUUAUGUUUAGUCUGCCUGUUUCUUGGUUUGAGUAGCAUAAUGCAAAUAUUCUGCCCGAAUUUUCACCUGAUAAGGAUAUGUUGUUCUAAAUCAUAAUAAGGAUAGAUAAAAUUUUAAUCGCCUAUCCAAAGUUACGCACUAACUGUGAUUCUCUAUUUUAUUUGACCUUAUUUUCAAAAUGUCACUGAUUGUAUAUAUAAUGUAUAUGUUUGUGUGUGUGUGUUCAUGAUCCC
This is a messenger RNA of Schistosoma mattheei, 8756 nucleotides long. The record is from the annotation of a GenBank genome assembly. NCBI's taxonomy places the organism in Eukaryota, Metazoa, Platyhelminthes, Trematoda, Strigeidida, Schistosomatidae.